AUAUGUUAAACCAACAUACUACUAACCUUAUAUUUGUGCUGCCUGUUCUGCUUUUCUUUCCCUUUUCUUUUUUUAUACAUCUGUGUCUUGCUUUCUUCUAUUUCUGUCUUUUUAUCUUCUUCCAGCAUUUCGUUACUUCUCUUUACAUACUGCUCUACCUCUUCCUGUUCAUUAGCUAGCACCCCUCUUUUCUUUGUAUCGCCCAUUUUCCCCUUUCUCUUCAGACUGUGACUACUGCCUCUUGAAUAUUUUGACACAGCUCUCCCAUUUUUUUGUGCCCUGAUCUCUUCCUAUUUGUUCUGUGCACUAAAUGAUGACUGCAAAAGCUGCCUUGGCCCUGAUAGCAUCAUGUUUCACAGUAGAGUGAGUCAGCAACAAUAGGAUAGUUAAUCCUGCCUCAAUACCCAGUUAAUUUUAAACAGCAGAAUAGGGAACAAUACUGUUGUCUUCUGUCUCUACUCCCCAUACCCUGAAACAGUUAAUUGUAAACUGUAGCAAGCAUAGCCAACAACAAUGGCAUGUGUCUUGCAUCCUUAGAACCCCCCUUUCCAGCAACCAGUAUGCAUAGUGAAUUUAUGAUCUGUCUUGUGACCUUAACCCACUUCCCCCCAGUUAACUUAACAGCAGCCAUCCAGUAAGACUGUGCGCUUCUCCAGAGCAGUAGACUUCAUGCGUGCAGUGGAGUCCAAUCCUCCUACAUUCUUUUAUCGAGAAAAGUGCGCACUGUUACCGGACGUGUGUAACUGAUUCAGGGGUUUAAGGCCCCUGACCACUAAUGGGCCCUUAGUCUAUGCGUUAAUCCGCCCUGCUGUGUGUUUCAUAGUAAAUAAAGUGCCCCUUGUUGAAGUCACAUCUACAGUUCCAUUGCCUUCAGUCUCGUGCUCUAAUAAGGCCAUGACACCUGGUACUUUAUUCACGAUAUACUCCAGCUGUGUGUGACUGGAUAUGGUGCCUGGGCUGCACUUAAAUAUGUAUGUUUUGUAUGGUGUUCGUUUGAACCUGUAAUCUCAGCAGUUUCUGUGCGACAUUUACCUCCGCGCUCAACACCUCGGCGCAGCACAGCAGCGAUUAGGAAGAGUCCAACUUCUGACUGACAGAGGGAGAACCCACCCUGACUGAACUAUGACGCAUCGCAGGUGACUCUGUAGAAUCCCCCGGGGCGUGUAGUUAAUGGGUGGCUCUGCUCCUGCCAGUAGGGCUGUGUGUUUGUAUGUGAUGUGUGUUUGUAUGUGAUGUGUACUUGUAUGUGAUGUGUACUACAGGCAGGAGGAAGAGCUGAGCUGCACCUGAGUCCUAAGUUUCGCCUCCUCCCCCGGACUCUUGGUCUGUACCUGCUACACUUUCUUUAGGAGCCGUUCAGUAGCAUCACCUUUUCUCUCGCUGGAGCCGAACUGCUGUUGCAGCGUCAGAACCGUCAUUAUGUUCUAGUGAACUUGGGAAUCCGUCAGCAUGAGACGUCCUGGGAAGAGCUACUGGUCAGUAGGCAUAGGGGGAGGUUGAUGGGGGUCGCUGACGCUGUUUAUAAAUAAGAAUGUUUAUCACUAAGCAUGUUUCGUGCUGCGCAGGUACCAGCCACAAUCUGGACUAUAGCGGGUCUUUGGGGAGUGCUAGUUCAGCGAGUGCUUUGUUAUUCAGUGUAAUGUAUUACUGCCUCCUUAGAGAACAUUGUGUUAGCCAAGGGUAAAGUGUAUCUGUAAUGGAAAUCAGUUGUUUUUGUACUGCAACACCCGCCAAACCCUGACAAUUCAAACCCGAACUGGCAAUCUGUGGGUUGUGGCAAAUGCCAGAGGCAGUGUUAGACUGGGACUCCAGGGGCCCACCCAAAAAUCUUAGACCAGGGGCCACCAACAGACCUUAGAUCAGGGCCCCACUCUCACUACUAUUAUAAUUCCUCUCCUCACUCAGCCUCUAGUCUGUUUUCUUUACAUGAUAUAAUCUAUUAUUCAAUCUAUUUUGUCUCUUUGUUCUCAUAAAAAUAUGGAAUGCCCAUGAAAUAGGCCAAAUGUUUAGCAGCAGGAGGGCCCACUGACACCUGGGCCAACCGGGACUUUUCCUGGUAUCCCUUUGGGCCAGUCCAACACUAGCCAGAGGGGCUGUCAUAAGAUGCCACAGAAAGUCACUAUUUAGUGGGCUGGUGGGGAGCUGAUUGGGCCUCUCUGUACUAGAAAUGCCAGGGCUUAUUUUGACUCCCAGUCCAGACCUGCCUGACAUCCAGUCCCCAUUCUAAGUUCACUUUAUGGGGCCCUCAUGCCUCUGGACGAUGAAAGCAGAGAGGUGAGUUCCACCUGGGCCAGCUGCUUGAUGGACUGUUCCACCUGUGCCGGCAUUUAGUCAGCCUAGGGCAGUGCCGGACUGGGGCACCAGGGGCCCACCCAAAAACCUUUGACCAGGGGCCCACCAAUUAAUUUGAGACCAGGGGCCCACUCUUAGUACUAUUUUUCUUCCUCUCCUCACUCAACCUCUAUUCUCCUAGUCUCUUUUCUUUACAUACUAUACUCUAUUUUCCCAACUAUUUAGCCUCUUUGUUCUCAUAAAAAUAGGCUACAUCUGACAACCCAUUACACUACUCCAUAUCUAAUAAAAGGGGCAACUUUGCCCAGGUGCAAUAUCUCUUAGCCAAGGGCAACACCACUAAAUGCUGCCUACAGAUUGGUGUUAGCAGGUUAUUAGACCUGUAUCUUAACCUUACACUUAGGGUUGCCACCGGCCUGGCCGGUAAAAAUGAUGAUUAAUCCCAAUGUGAUUAAUAGGGAAAAAAAGAUAAAUAUAAAGGAAGGCCGGUAUUGUUUUCCAGAAAAGGUCCCAACCCUACUAACACUAGAGUCAUAUGUGGAACCAAUUUCUGCGACCCGAACCGCAACCCUCAUAUUUACCCACUAUGAUCCGCUACCCGACCCAGACCCGCAACUGCCUUAUCCGCAACCCGUGACCAUUUGUGUACAUGUCUUGUAAAAUGUGAUGUACAGAAAAUAGAUGUCGAACCUGACCAGUUGCUCUCCCGGUCUAGAAUCUGGACUUGGCAGUCUUCAAACGUGUGUCCUUUUUCUUUUAGAUGAGAAAGAAAAGAGGUUGAAAUGUCGGUUCCUCCUUGUGGCCUACAAGAUGCAAGAAAUUAGUCUGCCUUCUACCCAGAGCAUGCCAGACCCGGAUGCAUUAGAGGGGCCUGUGUUCCUGAAGCCCGACAUGGACAUACAACUGCACGAGCCCAGCUGUAUACUGAUACUGAUCUUAACUGGCAAAAUCAUAAUAAAUAUCCAUUAUUUACAGGAUUUUGCUGUUUGUAGCAUGAGGUUCACUAACUAUCACAUCUGCCUGUUUACUCAGAUCAUAUCCCAUGCGUAUGGCAUUCUACACUAUCCAGUGCUGUUAACAGCAGGGCUAGAUUAUUACAAUACUGUUGUUAAAUCCAUUCAUCUCCCCAGGCUUUGUCUCGGCUUCCUGCAUGUUAUACUUACCCUGCUCCUAUGGACGGCAGCACUAUCCUUUGCCCUCUAUUCUUCUGUUCCUCCUCCAAUCUCAGGCCCUGGACUGUCCUCAUACCAGUGCACUUUCUACGUCAGCAGCCAGACUUAUUAUUUAUCAGCCGCAGUGGUGUGUGCCAUUGUUUUUAUUCUGGGAAUAUGUUGCUUUGAAGUGGUGGCUUUAAUAAAAUCCAUGAAGCUCAUCUCCUUCACCAACAAGACUGUCCUGUUUUCCUGUGGAGAUGAGUGGCCUGUCCAAGGAACCAUAUGUCUCUAUACUGCUCUUGUGUUCUCGUUUCUGGGCACUUGGGCUCCAUUUGUCCUCCGUAAAAUUAUUCUCCUCAUUUUGUGUGCACCAAUCCCAGGCUACAUGGACAUGAACGUGGCUUGGCUUUAUUUUAUGAACAGUUUCCUUGUGGGAUUGGCCUAUGUCCUUAAGUAUCCUCAAAUUGACCCGACCAGAGAGACCUUUUCCAUAGACCCUUUCAUCAGCUGGAAAUAUUGCAUUCUGCCUUUUAUUGACAUUCACUACAAAGCAGAAGAUUAUUUGAAUGAGCAGUUACAUCCAGUUAUGAUUGUUUGAUUCAUUUCAUGUUCCAGGCUACAGUUAGUAAAAUAGGAAAUCUA
Messenger RNA from Xenopus laevis (African clawed frog), 4088 nucleotides. RefSeq names its product probable G-protein coupled receptor 160. The record is from RefSeq and is a predicted model, not a curated record. NCBI's taxonomy places the organism in Eukaryota, Metazoa, Chordata, Amphibia, Anura, Pipidae. The transcript is spliced from 3 exons. Bases 2974 to 4044 code for a protein of 356 amino acids.